UUCAACACCUUCAGUUGUUGAUUUGAUAAAACAGUCUAUAACAAACAAGCGAGAGAACGAAACGCGUGCAUUACCGAAGGUGUUGUAAACUGAAUAGUCUCGCGCUAAACUUGCACCACUCCGAAUGUCCAUCUCGAGGUUCAAACGUCGUGAUUUUGAUUAGUGUUACUAAUAAUAAUUAAGUCAUGAAUAUGAGAAAAUGUUAAAGUUUAGGCGAACACUGGUGUAGCAAUUUUGUGAUAAACCUUCGUUGAACGAGUUCCAAAAAUAACAAUGAUGAUGUGGUUGUGAGAAAUAAUCGGAAACAAUGCCUCGGCCAUCUCGGGAUAGUUACGGUGACCAAAAACCGCCAUAUUCAUAUAUUUCACUGACCGCUAUGGCCAUCUGGAGCUCCCCGGAAAAGAUGCUCCCAUUAAGUGAUAUUUAUAAAUUCAUAACGGACCGGUUUCCGUACUAUCGGAAGAAUACUCAGCGUUGGCAAAACUCUCUGCGACACAAUCUUAGUUUCAAUGACUGCUUUAUCAAAGUGCCAAGACGACCUGAUAGACCGGGUAAGGGUGCAUACUGGGCUCUGCACCCACAGGCGUUCGAUAUGUUCGAAAAUGGAAGUUUGCUCCGACGGAGAAAACGGUUCAAACUACACAAAAACGAUAAGGAUAUUCUGAAUGAGGAGCUCGCCGCUCUGGCGAAUAUCAAUCGUAUAUUCCUAGCCCAGAACUCCACCGCAGAAACAUAUUGCCCAACGAUGGUGGAUCCUAUCCACCAACCAAUGUUGCAUUCUCCCAUCGAAUCCCUAUCACCUGCAUCUGCACCAGCUGCAAUAUCACCGAUUGCCAUAUCGGAAACACUAACUCCGUUGCGACCAAAACGAGCUUUUACAAUUGAAAGCCUCAUGACCCCAGACGGCCGAUCCACUCCGGUACAUCAAGUACCGAACAAAACAACCAAAUCAUCUACCGACAAGCUCAAUCUUCUCGACGAUAGUCCUAGGAUUCCCGGGCUGCAUCAAACGCUUCCACCGGCCACGACACUCCCUGGGGUUCAUAUACCACCGUUUCUACCAUACCCACAUCCCAUCCUGAACGCCUACGACCUGCCGAUUCAUCCGCUGCUCAUGAUGACUCCCCUUGGAGCGAUUCCACCGCACUACUUUCAUCACAGUUCGUAUCACAAUUUGACGUUACCACCCGGAGCUGGUGGAGGCGGCGGCGGACGUGCAGCGGGGGACACCGGGACCGGUUCCGCUGGUGACGCUGCCGGUCCAACCGAUCUGAGCAGGCUGGGACACGCGCUGCGUACCGUGUGAAUACACGCCGCAAGCUGGCAACUACACUACGUGUGACAAAUCGCUCUUAAAUGCGAUAGAAGGCUGUUUGUUGUUUACUAUUUCGGGGUUAUGUUGAAGCAGUAAGUGUAAAUUUAUGUAGAAAUAGUGAUUAUUAUUGAUAGAAGAUAAUUUCCUUCCCAUUUUUUGGAAGGAACGACUGUAAAGCAUUAGAAAAAAUUAGCCUAGUAUGUAUAUGUAUACAACUGAAUGUGUAAAAAUGUGUUAUGUAGGAAACGAUAAACACUAUUAUUUAUACGGGAUUACAAAUGACCUUCAUUUCUGAAACCGUGUUUAAUCCACAUGGAGCUACGAAGAGUAUGUGGCUAAGCGAACCAAUUGAAUGUGGUACUUGUGUAAAAUUUACGCAAUAUU
Messenger RNA from Wyeomyia smithii (pitcher-plant mosquito), 1699 nucleotides. Its product is annotated as fork head domain-containing protein FD4-like. Lineage: Eukaryota; Metazoa; Arthropoda; Insecta; Diptera; Culicidae. Gene Ontology annotation, molecular function: DNA-binding transcription factor activity, RNA polymerase II-specific; RNA polymerase II cis-regulatory region sequence-specific DNA binding. Gene Ontology annotation, biological process: anatomical structure morphogenesis; regulation of transcription by RNA polymerase II; cell differentiation. The coding region runs from base 308 to 1306 and encodes 332 amino acids. The transcript has a single exon. The record is from RefSeq and is a predicted model, not a curated record.